This is a messenger RNA of Adineta steineri, 3012 nucleotides long. The record is from the annotation of a GenBank genome assembly. NCBI's taxonomy places the organism in Eukaryota, Metazoa, Rotifera, Eurotatoria, Adinetida, Adinetidae.
AUGUCUAAACGCCUUCAACGUCUCGAACAAGUUGAGAAAGGUGUAGUUAAUCUUUCUCUGGGUGGUCAAGAUAGUGAUGAUUCUGAUGAUAAUUCCAAAAGAAAAAAUAAUAAGAAAAAAGAUACUGCAGCAAAGAAGAAACAGCCACAACCACCACCAAAAGUAGUUUCUUCAAAAAAACAACAAUCGGAUGAUGACAAUGACAAUGAACCAGUACCAACAAAAGCUGUUGCUGCUGCACACAAUGAUUCCGAUGAUGAAAAACCUCGCAAUAAAAACACAAAUAAAAAAAAUAAAGGAAAGAAAAAUAAAAAACAAGGAAACGACGAUGAUGAUGAUGACGACGAUAAUCAAUCAUCUAUUAAACAAGCUUCUCUACCAGCUGAUUCCGAUGAUGAUGAUGAUCGUCGAAAUAAGAAAAAAAACAAGGGAAAAAAUAAGAAUAAAAAUGAUGAUAAUGAACCAGUGCAAAAUGAAAAUAAAUCAGAUCGAAAAAAACCAAAAGGUGGUAAAAAAGCUGCCGCAUCAGAUAAUGAAGAUGAUCAUGAUGAUGAUGUUCAACCACCACCACCACCACCAGCACCUAUUCAAAACGAAGCUCAACAAGCUACUGUAAACUUUUCUGAUGAAUCUGAUGAUGAUAAUCGAUCGAAGAAAAAAAAUAAAAAACAAAAUAAACCGAAUAAAGGUGGAAAACAACAAACAAAAAAAGUUGAAUCCGAUAAAGAAGAAGAAGAACAACCAGUUGUUGAGAAUAUUCAACCAGUAGAAAUUAAAGAAGUUUCACAAGCACCUAUUGAAUGGAGUGAUUCGGAUGAUAAUGAUAAAAAGAAGAAAACAAAAUCGAAGAAGAAACAACAAGAUACUGUAUCUGAACCAGCACCAACAAUUCCUAUCAAACAAGAACCAACACCACCUGUAAUAGAACAAAAGCCGACACCAUCUGUGCCAGAGGAAAAACCAGCACCAAUCGUUACUCAAUUAGAACCCGCAUCAUCACCCUCAACUACUGAAACAACAACAACAACAACAACAACAGCAACAACGAAAAAGAAAAUUUCAAGUAAAGAAUUAAAGAAAUUAUUAGCUGCUGAACAAAGUACUCCUAUGGAAGAAGAUAAACCUGAAGAAGACGACGAAGCCGAAGUCAAUGCUGAACCAGAAAAAGAAGACUCGAGUGCUAAAACAACAGAAAAAAAAUUAACACGAAAAGAACUGAAAAAUUUAGAGAAAAAGGCUGCAUUUGAAAAAGCAAUUGCAUCAGCACCUGUAGACGAUCAAUUUUCUGUUUCUCAAGCAAAUACACAAAGUCGUCAAGCUCAAUUAUUUGAAACUGCUAUUGAUAUUAAAAUCGAUAAUUUUUCUAUAUCAGCUCGUGGUAAUGAUUUAUUUGUUAAUGCUAGUUUACAUAUUUCAAAUGGUCGUCGUUAUGGUCUUGUUGGACCAAAUGGAAUGGGUAAAACAACAUUACUUAAACAUAUUGCUAAUCGUCAAUUAGCUAUUCCACCAAAUAUUGAUGUUCUAUUAUGUGAACAAGAAGUUCAAGCUGAUGAAAAAAAUGCAUUAGAAAUUUUAUUAUUGGCUGAUGUAAAACGUUUAGAUCUUAUUAAAGAAAAAGAACGAAUUGAAUCUCUACUUGAAACAUCAAAUGAAGUUGAUUUACAGGAUAAAUUACGACAUGUUUAUGAUGAAUUGAAAGCGAUUAAUGCUGAUGCAGCUGAACCAAAAGCACGACGAAUCUUAGCUGGUCUUGGUUUUACUGCUGAAAUGAUUAUGCGUCCAUCGAAAUCCUUUAGUGGUGGUUGGCGUAUGCGUAUAUCACUUGCUCGUGCACUUUAUAUGGAACCAACAUUAUUAAUGCUUGAUGAACCAACAAAUCAUCUUGAUCUUAAUGCUGUUAUUUGGCUUGAUAAUUAUUUACAAUCAUGGAAGAAAACUUUAUUGGUUGUUUCUCACGAUCAAUCGUUUUUAGAUAAUAUUUGUACUGAUGUUAUUCAUUUAGAUGCAAAAAAAUUAUAUUAUUACAAAGGCAAUUAUUCAUUAUUUAAAAAAAUGCUUUUACAAACACGUUCACAGCAAUUAAAAGAUUAUGAAAAACAAGAACGUGCAUUGAAAGCAUUAAAAGAUCAUGGACAUUCAUCAAAACAAGCUUCAGCUAAAGUUAAAAGUCGUGAAGAUCAGAAACAAAAAGGAAAAGAUCGAGGAAGAAAACAAGAUACUGCUGAUGAUGAUUUAACAGCUACGAAAGAAUUAUUACAAAAACCUAAAGAAUAUCAAGUUAAAUUUCGUUUUCCAUCACCACCACCACUUAAUCCACCUGUAUUAGGUGCAUAUGAAGUUACAUUUGGUUAUAAAGAUCGAGAACCACUUUUUGAAAGACUUAAUUUUGGUAUUGAUAUGGCUAGUCGAAUUGCAAUUGUUGGGCCAAAUGGUGUUGGUAAAAGUACAUUUUUAAAAUUAUUAAUGACUGUAAUUGAACCAACUAAAGGUGAAAUUCGUCGAAAUCAUCGUCUUCGUAUUGGUCGUUUUGAUCAACAUGCUGGUGAACAAUUUGAUUUAGAAUUAACAGCUGUUGAACAUCUAAGACGAUCAUUUAAUAUGCCUGAACAAGAUACAAGAAAAUCUUUAGGAAGUGUUGGUUUACCUGGUCGAGCUCAUUUAAUAAAAAUGAAAGAUUUAUCUGGUGGACAAAAAGCUCGUGUUGCACUAUCAGAUUUGAUAGCACGUGCACCUGAUGUAUUGAUUCUUGAUGAACCUACAAAUAAUCUGGAUAUUGAAUCAAUUGAUGCAUUAGCUGAUGCAAUUAAUGAUUUUAAAGGUGGUGUUAUUAUUGUUUCUCACGAUGAAAGACUGAUUCGAGAAACUGAUUGUCAAUUAUGGGUUAUUGAGCAUAGACAAAUCAAUGAAAUUGAUGGAGAUUUUGAUGAUUAUAGAAAAGAAUUACUCGAAUCAUUAGGUGAAGCAAUGAUUCAUAAUCCAAGUGCAGCAGCAACAGCAGCUGCUACAAUUUAA